Molecule: messenger RNA, 1998 nt
Organism: Spinacia oleracea (spinach)
Lineage: Eukaryota; Viridiplantae; Streptophyta; Magnoliopsida; Caryophyllales; Amaranthaceae
Product: laccase-17-like
Exons: 6
Coding region: 60-1793 (577 amino acids)
Biological process (GO): lignin catabolic process
Cellular component (GO): apoplast
Molecular function (GO): hydroquinone:oxygen oxidoreductase activity; copper ion binding
Source: RefSeq, a predicted model, not a curated record
UUUACAAGUUAGUAGUAUAACUCCUAAAGAUAAUUUCCUAACUUCCCUGUUCGCUAAACAUGGCAACUUUCAACAGAAUACUUAUUGCCCUUUUUAGCAUUGCCUGUUUCACGCUUUCCACCAAUGUCGCGGAUGCAACUUACACUGGAAUCACUAGGCACUACAAGUUUGAUAUCAAGCUGCAAAAUGUGACAAGACUAUGCCACACCAAGAGCAUUGUGACAGUUAAUGGGGAAUUUCCAGGGCCUCGUAUAGUUGCUAGAGAGGGUGAUCGACUCAUUAUCAAAGUCGUCAACCAUGUACAGAACAAUAUUACCAUCCAUUGGCAUGGGAUCAGGCAGCUACGAAGUGGAUGGGCAGAUGGGCCAGCAUAUAUAGCACAGUGCCCCAUACAAACUGGUCAGACUUAUACAUACAACUUCACCAUUGUUGGUCAGAGAGGCACGCUUUGGUGGCAUGCCCAUAUUUCUUGGCUCAGAUCAACCCUUUAUGGACCUAUUAUUAUCCUCCCUAAGAGCGGUGUUCCUUACCCUUUUCCCCACCCCUAUAAGGAAGUUCCUCUUAUCUUUGGAGAGUGGUGGAAUGCAGAUCCUGAGGCAGUCAUUGCCCAAGCAUUGCAAACGGGAGGUGGCCCAAAUGUAUCGGAUGCCUACACCAUCAACGGCCUUCCUGGACUUUUAUACAACUGCUCAGCUAAAGACACAUUCAAAUUGAGCGUAAAACCAGGCAAAACUUAUCUCCUAAGGAUAAUAAAUGCUGCACUCAAUGAUGAACUUUUCUUUAGCAUAGCCAACCACACUCUCAUAACAGUGGAUGUUGAUGCCGUCUAUGUAAAACCUUUUGAGACAGACACAAUUAUCAUAACUCCCGGGCAAACCACCAAUGUCCUCCUCAAGACAAAGCCCUAUCACCCUAAUGCCACCUUCCUCAUGAUGGCCCGGCCUUAUGUUACAGGAAACGGCACCUUUGACAAUUCUACUGUUGCUGGUAUCCUUGAAUACCACCAUCCAAAACCAUCGACUUCAAUCAAGAAGCUUCCUCUCUUCAAGCCCACCCUGCCAGCUCUAAGAGACACAUCUUUUGUUACCAACUUCACCAACAAACUUAGAAGCCUAGCAAAUGCCCAAUACCCGGCAAAUGUACCAAAGAAUGUUGAUAAACACUUCUUCUUCACAGUAGGGUUAGGAACCAACCCAUGCCCUAAAAACCAUACAUGUCAAGGCCCAACAAAUACCACCAUGUUUGCAGCAUCUAUUAACAACGUCUCCUUUGUCAUGCCUACAAAAGCUCUCCUACAAGCACACUUCCUCCGCCAAUCAAACGGGGUUUACACCACCAAUUUACCGUCGUCCCCGCUAAUUCCCUUCAACUACACCGGUACUCCACCUAACAACACAAAUGUGAUAGACGGGACAAAAGUGGUUAUGCUUCCAUUUAAUACCAGUGUGGAGCUAGUGAUGCAAGACACUAGCAUAAUUGGGUUAGAAAGCCACCCCCUUCAUUUGCAUGGGUUCAACUUCUUUGUGGUGGGACAAGGCUUUGGAAACUUUGAUCCUAAAAAAGACCCUGUUAAGUAUAACCUUGCUGACCCUGUUGAGAGGAAUACUGUCGGUGUGCCAGCUGGAGGGUGGGUUGUCAUUCGCUUCUUUGCAGACAAUCCAGGAGUGUGGUUCAUGCAUUGCCAUUUGGAAGUUCACACGAGCUGGGGCUUGAAGAUGGCCUGGGUAAUUGAGGAUGGAAAACUGCCUAACCAGAAGCUGCCAGCGCCCCCAUCUGAUUACCCAAAAUGCUGAAAGUGAUUCAUCAUUCAUCUGAGAAUUUUUCUACGACUCCUCUAGCAGAGAAUUGUCCCCCUCCUGAUUUCUGUUCAAUAAUUCUAGUGCCACUAAUUUUCUUUUUGUCAGACCUAUAGAGGAAAGAGUGGUCAAUUUGCUGUAGAAAGUUUUCUUUUCAAAUUUUCCCAUUCUGCAUUGUUUUUCCAUUAAAUUUUCCUUGUUU